AAAAAAAAAAAAAAAAAGAAUGAGAGAGCUCAAAGUGGCCUGAGAAGAUGCUCUGAACACACUAACACACUAAGUGAAAAGAGGGAGGCGGCAGUGUAGAAUCUCCUCUGGGUAUCUCAGGCCUCAGUUUCCUCAUCUGGAAAGUGGGGGCCACAAUGCUACCCGCAUGACCCUCAGUGGGCCAUUCUUGCUCAAGCACGUUCUGCUUGGAGCUUUCUCAGGCUUUCUCUUGGACUGGGGCGGGCUGCUUUAUCCUCUCACGCCUCUGCCAAGGCCAUCUGGCUGCUUUGUGAGAGAGAGUCCCCGGAGGUAGGAGGUGUGGCCCGUGAGUUUCCCCACCAGACCCGGUGAGCAGCCCCUGAUUCCCACCUGCCCAGUGUAGUUCCCUGGCCCCUUUUCACUCACCCAUGCUGUGCGACCUCAGGCAAGUUCUUCAACCUCUCUGUGUCUUAAUGUCCUCAACAGUAAGAUAAAGACGUGAUUAGUAUUUACCUCCUAGACUAUCAUGCGGAGCCGAUGAGUCAAUGUUUGCAAAGUACUUAGAGCAAGGUCCAAUUCAAGGUCUGAGCUCUGGGAGUGUUUGAAUACCACGGAAUGAUAUUUAGUCUUUUCAGUGCGGCAUUGCAGGAACAAAACAGGAUGCAAAUUAUACAUCCAUGCUCAUUUAGUCUUUUGUCUAUUCUGCAAAUAUUUCCAGAGCACCUAGUGGGUGUCAGGCCCAUCCCGGUCUCUGGGGGCCUGGAGAUGGAUCCUGCCUGGCCCUGCCAGUCGCAGGUGCACAGUGGAGGUUACUGGGUGGACCCCAGUUUGUUGAGUCUUGCGUUGCUGUGAAGCUGAAAGGAAAUGCACCACCACACCCAGGUGGUUGUCUUGUAGGGGCAGAAUUCUGGGGCAUUUUCUUUUCUUUUUCUUCUUUUUUUAAAUCUCCCGGUAGUUCCCAAAGAGUCCACUCUGAAUGAUAAAAGUUACCAUUUACGGAGGCCUGGCAACGUUCUGCGCCAUCCUGAGCGUGUUCCGUGUACUUCCCUCACGGAUUCUCCCAGCAGCCCUGACAUGGGUGUUAUCCCCGAUCGAUAGAGAGGAAAACUGAGGCGAAGGGCGGCAGGCCAGGAUUCAAACCAGGGAGUCCGUCCAGCACUCCAGCUCUUAACCUCGACCGUCUGCCUCUCCGCAAACACCAGGACCAAGCACCAAGACCAAAAAAACUGUCCCACAAAGCAACAAACAUUGUACUUGGUGGCUCAGGUCCCCUUAGCUUCGUCUUAAAGGUCCUUGUUAUGCUUUCUCUGAGUGCCCCAGUGGGGAGUGGUCUUCGUGUUCAUGUAAGAGUGCAGGAGUCAGGGGCUGUGUCUUUUCUUCUUGUCCCCUUCCAAGAGGGGACAUGUAUCCUUGAUACUGGAAGGGCCCUCAAGGUCUAGCCCUGGCUCUCUGUCUCCCUUCAUGGCACAGCAGCCAAGUACCCAUUCUCCUGUCUUUGAUUACCUCCAGUGACAGGGAGCUCACUCCUCAACAUUUAUUUUAUUCUGAAGAAAAUUCAGGCUCUUAAAUAGUUCUUCCUACAUAAAAUUUUUUAAAAAAGUUUUUACUUCCUCUCAAAGUCACAUAAACAAGUCCCCUGCUUUGGGGUCCUGAGGCAGGACCUGGCUAAUUCGUCUCUAUGUCCCCCUAUAGUGAGGAGCACAGGGCCUGCUAGUAGGUACUAUUAAAUGCUGCACCAGGAAGCAAGUGGCUAGGGGGUGGGCUGGUUGGGCCCCCAUAAAGCCUCGGGCUGCAGGUAACCAGGUCAGCAGGUCCUGCGGGACACCAGCUGGGUGAGUGCUGAUGGGCACCGUGACCUCAAUGGAAUGGGUUGCCAUGGAAACUGACUUUCCCUAUCCCCAGGUUCAUUGACGUGUCCCUCAGGAGACUGUGGUAAUCCCUUGGGCUGUUGAGCAGGUCUCCCCAGGGCCUCCCCAACCCCACAUUCUCAGAGCUGGGUGGUCCCCAGGGAGCAUGCAAGCCAUAUCCCCAUUGUGCAGCUGGGUAGCCAGAGGCCCCGUGGACACAGGGGACAGGCUGAAGUUCACACAGGCAGGGGGCGUCUCAUAGCUGGACUGGGUGCUCAGGGCAAACAGUCUUGCCUGAGGACCCAGCCAGUGGGUGUUUUCCCCACUCAUGGGUUCUCAGAGGAAAUUCUGGACUAAUUCCCAGGCCUUCUGCCUCCCUAGAGAAUAAUUGGAACCCACCUCCCCGGUGUGUCCAGGAUCACACAAUAUCAAUAACGGCUGAGGUGCAGGGUGACCUGCUAUGCCCCUAGCACUCUACAGUGCCUCAUGCACUUACCACAAUGACCCCAUCGUUACAGAUGGGGAAACAGGGCAUAGAGAGAAGUGAAGUCACAUGCCUAAGGUCACAUAGUUAUUUAGGGUUAGAGCCAGGAUCUGGACGUGGAGAGCCUAGCUCCAGAGCCACGCUCAGCGCCAUGCCAUACCCUGCCUCACUCUUGCUUUGAGAGGGUUGAAAGAGCUUUGGGAGGGUUGAAGGGUACUUUAGGUCUAGGAGACUCAGCACUGGGCCAGAGCCACAGUCUGAUGGACAGUGAUUGGAGAGUGGAUGCCAUUGGGAUUUCUCUUUCUAACGACAUCCUCAAAACAGUGCUGAGAUGUCUGCUUUAUCCCUGCUUUGCAGAUGAGGACACUGAGGCCCAGAGAGGGGAAGUCACUUGCCUAGGGACACACAGCGGGGAGAGGUGGAGGAGGGCUUCUAGUUCGAGACCCCUGACUUCACACCUGGUGUUUGUGCCAAGACUCCAGGCUGCCUCCCAGGUCCUCUGGGACAGCCCCUGCCUUCUACCAGCCAGGACCAUGGGCAGCAACAAGAGCAAGCCCAAGGAUGCCAGCCAGCGGCGCCGCAGCCUGGAGCCCGCCGAGAACGCGCAUGGCGCUGGCGGGGGCGCUUUCCCCGCCUCCCAGACCCCCAGCAAGCCAGCCUCGGCCGACGGCCACCGCGGCCCCAGCGCGGCCUUCGCCCCCGCGGCCGCCGAGCCCAAGCUGUUCGGAGGCUUCAACUCCUCGGACACCGUCACCUCCCCGCAGAGGACGGGCCCGCUGGCCGGUGGAGUGACCACCUUUGUGGCCCUCUAUGACUAUGAGUCUAGGACGGAGACAGACUUGUCCUUCAAGAAAGGCGAGCGGCUCCAGAUUGUCAACAACACAGAGGGAGACUGGUGGCUGGCCCACUCGCUCAGCACGGGACAGACAGGCUACAUUCCCAGCAACUACGUGGCGCCCUCCGACUCCAUCCAGGCCGAGGAGUGGUAUUUUGGCAAGAUCACCAGACGGGAGUCAGAGCGGUUACUGCUCAAUGCGGAGAACCCGAGAGGGACCUUCCUCGUGCGAGAAAGUGAGACCACAAAAGGUGCCUACUGCCUCUCAGUGUCCGACUUCGACAACGCCAAGGGCCUCAAUGUGAAGCACUACAAGAUCCGCAAGCUGGACAGCGGCGGCUUCUACAUCACCUCCCGCACCCAGUUCAACAGCCUGCAGCAGCUGGUGGCCUACUACUCCAAACACGCCGAUGGCCUGUGCCACCGCCUCACCACUGUGUGCCCCACAUCCAAGCCUCAGACUCAGGGCCUGGCCAAGGAUGCCUGGGAGAUCCCUCGGGAGUCGCUGCGGCUGGAGGUCAAGCUGGGCCAGGGCUGCUUUGGCGAGGUGUGGAUGGGGACCUGGAACGGCACUACCAGGGUGGCCAUCAAAACCCUGAAGCCUGGCACGAUGUCUCCAGAGGCCUUCCUGCAGGAGGCCCAGGUCAUGAAGAAGCUGAGGCAUGAGAAGCUGGUGCAGUUGUAUGCUGUGGUUUCGGAGGAGCCCAUUUACAUCGUCACAGAGUACAUGAGCAAGGGGAGUUUGCUGGACUUUCUCAAGGGGGAGACGGGCAAGUACCUGCGGCUGCCUCAGCUGGUGGACAUGGCUGCUCAGAUCGCCUCAGGCAUGGCAUACGUGGAGCGGAUGAACUACGUCCACCGGGAUCUUCGUGCAGCCAACAUCCUGGUGGGAGAGAACCUGGUGUGCAAAGUGGCCGACUUUGGGCUGGCUCGGCUCAUCGAAGACAAUGAGUACACGGCCCGGCAAGGUGCCAAAUUUCCCAUCAAGUGGACAGCUCCGGAAGCUGCCCUGUAUGGCCGCUUCACCAUCAAGUCGGACGUGUGGUCCUUUGGGAUCCUGCUGACUGAGCUCACCACGAAGGGACGGGUGCCCUACCCUGGGAUGGUGAACCGCGAGGUGCUGGACCAGGUGGAGCGGGGCUACCGGAUGCCCUGCCCACCGGAGUGUCCCGAGUCCCUGCACGACCUCAUGUGCCAGUGCUGGCGGAAGGAGCCUGAGGAGCGGCCCACCUUCGAGUACCUGCAGGCCUUCCUGGAGGACUACUUCACGUCCACCGAGCCCCAGUACCAGCCCGGGGAGAACCUCUAGGUGCAGGCGGGCCCAGACCGGCUUCUCGGCUUGGAUUCUGGGCUGGGUGGCCCCUGUCUCGGGGCUUGCCUCGCUCUGCCUGCCUGCUGUUGGUCCUCUCUCUGUGGGGCUGAAUUGUCAGGGGCGAGGCCCCUCCCUCUUUGGUGGCAUGGAAGGGGCUUCUGGACCUAGGGUGGCCCGAGAGGGUGGCAGGCGUGCGAGACCAGCACAGUGACUCUGUCCGGCUCCCGCUGUAGCCGCACGCUCCUCCCCGCACUCCCUCCUGGAGCUCUGUGGGUCUCUGGAAGAAGAACCGGGAGAAGGGCUGGGUCCGGGGCUGAGGGUGCCCUUUUCCAGCCUCAGCCUACUCCACUCACUGAACUCCUUCCCCACUUCUGUGCCACCGCCGGUCUAUGUCGAGAGCUGGCCAAAGAGCCUUUCCAAAGAGGGCCCUGGCCCUGCCUGCCUGCCACCCUGCCCCUCGCCAUCCGUUCUGGAAACACCUGUAGGCGGAGGCUGCUGAGACAGACCCUCUGCCGCUGCUCCCAGGCUGGGCAGCACGAGGCCUCGCCUGACCUGAUGAUGGUGGGUGGGUGGGAUGAGUACCCCCUCAAACCCUGCCCUCCUUAGACCUGAUGGACCCUUUGAGAUCAUCACUUCCUUGCCCCCAUUUCACCCAUGGGGAGGCAGUCGAGAGAGGGGAUGUGACAUGCCCAAGGCCACGGAGCAGUUCAGAGUGGAGGUGGGCUUGGAACCUGGUGCUCCCUCUGUCUUCCUCAGGAACCAACAGUUCGUCGGAGGAAUCACGGAAAGACUGGGACAGUCCAGGAGACAAGGGGUCUGAGGAUGCAUUCAAGACGGCAGAUUCCCACUGCCGCUGCCCACUCAGCCCAGCUGUCGGGAACAGCAUGGAGGCAGAUGUGGGGCUGAGCUGGGAAUCAGGGUGAAAGGUGCAAGUGUGGAGAGAGAGGCUUCAAUCAGCUUGUGGGUGAUUUUUGACCUUCAGAGCCAGCCGGCCAUGAAAGGGAGUGAGCCCCGGGGCUCUGGAGGCAAUCAAACAGACAUAGAAGAGCCAAGAGUCCAGGAGGCCCUGGUCCUGGCCUCCUUCCCCGUACUUUGUCCUGUGGCAUUUCAAUUCCUGGCCCUGUUCUCCUCCCCAAGUUGGCACCCUUUAACUCAUGAGGAGAGAAAAGAGUGCCUAGGCAGGGGUGAAAGAGGACGUGUUACCCACUGCCAUGCACCAGGACUGGCUGUGUAACCUUGGGUUUCCCCUGCUUUCUCUCUGGGCUGCAGCGUCUGCCCCACAUGUGGCCAUGGCCUCUGCAACUGCUCAGCUCCAGUCCAGGCCCUGUGGCAGGACAUCCAUGGUGAGCCCAGCCCUGGGACGUCAGGAGACUGGGCUCUGGCUCUGUUCAGCCUUAGGGUGUGUGGUAGAUUCUCCCUGGGCCUCAGUGUGCCCAUGUGUAAAGGGGCAGCUGACAGUUUGUGGCAUCUUGCCAAGGGUCCCUGUGUGUGUGUGCGUGUGCAUGUGUGUGUGUCUCCAUGUGCGUCCAUAUUUAACAUGUAAAAAUGCCCCCCCUGCUCCGUCCCCCAAACAUGUACAUUUCACCAUGGCCCCCUCGUCAUAGCAAUAACAUUCCCACUGCCAAGGGUUCUUGAGCCAGCCAGGCCCUGCCAGUGGGGAAGGAGGUCAAGCAGUGCCUGCCUAUGAAAUUUCAACUUUUCUUUUCGUACAUGUUUAUUACCCAAGUCUUCUCCCGUCCAUUCCAGUCAAGUCUGGGCUCACUCACCCCAGCGAGCUCUCAAAUCCCUCUCCAACUGCCUAAGGCCCUUUGUGUAAGGUGUCUUAAUACUGUCCUUUUUUUUUUUUUUUUUUUAACAGUGUUUUGUAGAUUUCAGAUGACUAUGCAGAGGCCUGGGGGACCCCUGACUCUGGGCCGGGUCUGGGGGUCCCAAAUUCCAAGGCCCAGACAUGGGGGGGUGGGGGUAUCCAGAAUUGGUUGUAAAUACUUUGCAUAUUGUCUGAUUAAACACAAGCAGACCUCAGAAUUUGAUCAACAGUUUAUUGAACAUCUACUGUGUGCUGGAGAGCGAGAUGGGGCGGAAUAUGCGAGAAUAAACUGCCCCUCGAGGGGUCUUUGGGCAGUACUAGUAGCUGGAGGGCUUCAGGCCAAGGCAGGGGUGACAUGAUCAGACUGGAGACAGCUACGGCAGAAUGUGGCUGUUUGUGCACAUCUGCACCUGUGUUUGGGGGUGAGCACCUGGGAGAAGGACAAGGCACAUCACAGGACUUCCCCGAGCAUGACAAGUUCAGGACUCAAAUGUCCAUGGUGGAUGGUAGCAGUGACACUGGGGAGUGGGUGGGGCUGUCAGGCCUGCCUAGAGGAGAUCACAAAUACACGACGAGAAUGCCACUGUGUGUGCUCUUUACGUGUUUCCUAGGAGUGCAGGGCAGGGGUGCUGGAUCCAUCCACAAAAGUCCUGAAAAUGCUGAAGAAACACCAAAGACCCUUCCCCUCCUCCCUCCUUCCCCACCACCAAAGCACGCAGUCUUGAAGGUUGAUUUGCAACCGUCUAUACGAACACAUUUAUUUUACACAAAUAUACAUCAGAUCACACACCUGUACACUGGAGUCAACUCUGGCUGCAACAUUGCUUAAUUAAAAACGAAUUUCAACAA
Cercocebus atys (sooty mangabey) is the source of this 7113-nucleotide messenger RNA. RefSeq names its product SRC proto-oncogene, non-receptor tyrosine kinase (gene SRC). The coding region runs from base 2571 to 4454 and encodes 627 amino acids. Gene Ontology annotation, cellular component: extrinsic component of cytoplasmic side of plasma membrane. The record is from RefSeq and is a predicted model, not a curated record. Gene Ontology annotation, biological process: negative regulation of intrinsic apoptotic signaling pathway; cell adhesion; protein phosphorylation. The transcript is spliced from 12 exons. Gene Ontology annotation, molecular function: growth factor receptor binding; ATP binding; non-membrane spanning protein tyrosine kinase activity. Lineage: Eukaryota; Metazoa; Chordata; Mammalia; Primates; Cercopithecidae.